AUGUCGCAGCGACAAAAAUACCUGGUGGUUGCCGUGGUGGUUUUGGCGGUGUGUUAUGAGGCAUUCGUGAAGCUUAUUUCACCUGGCAUGCAGUUCAACCUAGAUGUGGAUGCCCUUGUGGAAGGUUCGAGGAAGCUGAGGCAGGAACAACUAAAAUUUGCUCCACGGUCGGAUUUGACGAAACUGAAGCCAAGCACCAACUCUUACACCGAGGCGCUGUUUCCGGAUGGUCGGUUGGUGGUCCCUGGAAAGGAUCAAUUGGGAAAAGAGAAUGCCACUAUUCUGAUGCUGUGUCGGAACAGAGAGCUUUCGGGGGUUUUGUCUGCGAUGAGAUCGCUCGAGGAUCACUUUAAUCGGGAAUAUAGAUAUCCAUGGACGUUUCUGAAUGACGAACCUUUCACAGAGAAUUUUAUAGAGGAGACCAGCAAGAUGGCCAGCGGGAAGACCCAGUACGGUUUGAUCCCGGCUGAAGAUUGGAACAGGCCUUCUUGGAUAGAUGAAGACUUGUUCAAACAGAGGCUUCAAGAAAUGUCUGACCAACAGGUCAUUUACGGAGGUUCGCGAUCCUACCGAAACAUGUGUCGAUUUAAUUCAGGGUACUUCUACAGACAGGAGCUGGUGAAACAGUACAACUGGUACUUCCGGGUUGAGCCCGACGUGGAAUAUUUUUGCGAUUUUCAAUAUGACCCAUUCACUCUGAUGAGGGAGAACAAUAAGAAGUAUGGGUUCGUGAUCAGCUUGUUUGAAUACGAGGAUACGAUACCUACUCUGUGGCCCACUGUGGAGGAAUUUAUGACCAAGUAUCCGCAGCAUCUUCAUCCCAACAAUGCACUAGAGUUCAUCACCUCCAAAGACAUGAUCACCCUCGAGGGCAUGAUCCCCGAGACAAACCAUUCAUAUAACAUGUGCCAUUUCUGGAGCAACUUCGAGAUCGCCAAUCUCGACUUUUUCAGGUCGGAGGCUUACAAUCAGUUCUUCGAGCAUCUUGACCAGGCCGGAGGUUUCUACUACGAGCGCUGGGGAGAUGCUCCAGUUCACUCCAUUGCAGUGUCACUGUUGAUGGACAAAAACGAGGUUCAUCACUUCGAGGACAUUGGAUACUUCCAUAACCCUUUCAUGACCUGCCCGUCGAGCAAACAGAUGAAAAGUGGAAAACGGUGCGUUUGCCGGGCAGAUACCGGAAACGUAGAUCUGGCUAGUCAUAGUUGUCUUCCGCGAUGGUGGAAAUACGGCGCUGGCAAGAAGUUUCUCAGGGACUCGUACAAUGUAGAGGACUUUCAAGCCAGCCUCUAA
Molecule: messenger RNA, 1293 nt
Organism: Kuraishia capsulata CBS 1993
Lineage: Eukaryota; Fungi; Ascomycota; Pichiomycetes; Pichiales; Pichiaceae
Exons: 1
Coding region: 1-1293 (430 amino acids)
Biological process (GO): cell wall mannoprotein biosynthetic process; protein N-linked glycosylation
Cellular component (GO): Golgi apparatus; membrane
Molecular function (GO): alpha-1,2-mannosyltransferase activity
Source: RefSeq, a predicted model, not a curated record